GCCAAGCUAGUAGGCGCCGACGCGUAAGAAUACUACACCUGGGGAGACGUGAAGCACCCUCGCAGACGCGUGCUUCUCUGAUCAGCCAGAAAAUCCACCGAGAUGCAGCGGAUGGAUCCCCGUGUGCAAGCCCAGGCGCAAGCGCAGGCGCAGGCGCAGGCGCAUGCGGCGGCGCAGGCGCAGGCACAGGCUGCCGCCCAAGCACAGCAAGCGGCCGCGAUGCAGAUGCGCAAGCGCAAUGCCCUAGAUUCGGUCAUUGGCGAAGGGCUGCGCGUUGCCAAGCGCGGUCGACCGACGGACCGCGCGCUGCCUCCGAAAGUCAAGACAUACGUGCCAGAGAGCGCGUUGUACAACGACCUACGGCGCAUGGAGAAGAAGCUCGACUGGACAAUCGCCAGGAAGCGCGCCGAACUGACAGAUGGACUGAACAGGACCCCAAAGAUCAAACGAACCCUGCGCAUCUUCCUGAGCAACACUUCGGCAAAUCAACCCUGGCAAAAGGCCGAAGCGGCACAGCCAGUGGGAGCGGAAGUAGAUGGUGACAAGACAGAAGAGGAGAAGAAGAAGAAGGAGGCGGCAGAUGCGGAGAAGGCAGCAGCGAGCAGCUCCGACGCUGAUGCCCCAAGUUGGACACUACGCGUCGAAGGCAGAUUGCUCGAGCCAAGCUUCCGUUCACGCUCCAGUUUGGCCGAGACAGCCCGCGCGAAUGCCUUACGGAUCGGCGCGUACAAAUUCAGCAACCUCGUUAAGACAUGCAUCAUCGAGAUCCAGCGCGAUGCAGCGCUUUAUCCGGACAGCAGCAACAUUGUCGAGUGGAACCGACCAACGCCGACAGCUGCUCCGCACAACCAGCCAGGUGGCAUGGCGUCUGGCCCGGCAUCCGAGAAUCCACUGACUGCUAGUGCGGAUGUAGCAGUCGAUGGCUUUGAGGUCAAGCGCAAAGGCAGUGAACCUGUCAAAGUGAAGAUCGCGCUGUACUUGACCCACAACCCGGAGCGUUUUGCCUUGGCACCAGAGCUCGCCAGUCUUCUCGACAUCCAAGAGGAGACGCGCGCGGGUGUCAUCACUGCCCUGUGGGCGUAUAUCAAGGACCGGCGCCUGCUGGACGAGCAGGACCGGCGUGUCGUCAAGUGCGAUGCUGCGCUGCAGGCGCUGUUCAAGACGCCCUCGGUCAAUUUCCACCACGUGCCAGAAAUCCUGAAUCGCUUUUUGCAGCCGCCACAGCCGAUCGUGCUCGAGUAUUGGAUCCGCACCGACAAGGCGGAGCACAAGAACCCGACCGCGUACGACGUCGAGAUCGACAUGGACGACACGGCGGUCAAGCAAAAGCAGCACGAGAUUCUCACAAAACUCGACAAUAAUUCGGAACCUUCACGGCAGAUCGCGGAGCUCGACGAUCGGAUCGCUCAAGCUGCGCAAGCAGUGCGAAAUCAUGCGACAACGCGCGACUUUCUCUCGUCUUUCGCGCGCGACCCGCAUGCUCACAUACGCACGUGGCUUGCCAGUCAGGCCAGGGACCUGGACGCAAUCAUGGGUACCACGGCGCUUGGUGCGAACGGCGUCGCGACAGGGAUCGGCGCAGAGGAAAUCCGCAGAGCAGAGACGUUCAAGGGCAGCUGGGUAGAAGAGGCGGUCAUCGUCAACGAAAGUCAACGACUGGCGGAAAGGCUACAGGAGCUGCAAGCGCCUGUGCAAGGGCAGAGGUGAUGGCACGACUUUGUAUUUCUAGUAUUGUCCAAGCAUACGGUAGAAGGCU
Messenger RNA from Tilletiaria anomala UBC 951, 1756 nucleotides. RefSeq lists its product as uncharacterized. The transcript is spliced from 4 exons. NCBI's taxonomy places the organism in Eukaryota, Fungi, Basidiomycota, Exobasidiomycetes, Georgefischeriales, Tilletiariaceae. The record is from RefSeq and is a predicted model, not a curated record. Gene Ontology annotation, cellular component: nucleus; SWI/SNF complex. Bases 103 to 1707 code for a protein of 534 amino acids. Gene Ontology annotation, biological process: regulation of transcription by RNA polymerase II.